Molecule: messenger RNA, 396 nt
Organism: Leopardus geoffroyi (Geoffroy's cat)
Lineage: Eukaryota; Metazoa; Chordata; Mammalia; Carnivora; Felidae
Product: histone H4
Exons: 1
Coding region: 35-346 (103 amino acids)
Biological process (GO): nucleosome assembly
Cellular component (GO): nucleosome
Molecular function (GO): DNA binding; structural constituent of chromatin; protein heterodimerization activity
Source: RefSeq, a predicted model, not a curated record
CUGUGACUUACUCGCAGGACGCGCUUAGGCAGCAAUGUCGGGCCGGGGCAAAGGCGGGAAGGGUCUGGGCAAAGGGGGCGCCAAGCGCCACCGUAAGGUGCUGCGCGACAACAUCCAGGGCAUCACCAAGCCCGCCAUCCGGCGGCUGGCCCGGCGCGGCGGCGUCAAGCGCAUCUCCGGCCUCAUCUACGAGGAGACCCGCGGGGUGCUCAAGGUGUUCCUGGAGAACGUGAUCCGGGACGCCGUCACCUACACGGAGCACGCCAAGCGCAAGACGGUCACGGCCAUGGACGUGGUGUACGCGCUCAAGCGCCAGGGCCGCACCCUCUACGGCUUCGGGGGUUAAGCCUUCGUCACCACUUUUUCUCUAUAAAGGUCCUUUUCAGGGCCGCCCAC